Molecule: messenger RNA, 1317 nt
Organism: Lucilia cuprina (Australian sheep blowfly)
Lineage: Eukaryota; Metazoa; Arthropoda; Insecta; Diptera; Calliphoridae
Exons: 1
Coding region: 1-1317 (438 amino acids)
Source: RefSeq, a predicted model, not a curated record
AUGAUUGAUAUACAAUCAAAAAGAGGUUACAUGUGUAUAUUGGUAACAACUGGGUUUGAGGAUCCUAUAAUGCUGGCACAUUACCGCCAUUUAAUUGGACGUCAUUAUAGUGCAACAUUUGUGAUCUAUACCGGCAGAGUUGUGGAUCUUAAACCUAUAAGAGAUAUAUGUUGUGCAUUAUAUCAAGGAAACUUUGUUAACAGUGUGGUUUAUUUUCAAACUUCUGAGGGUUUGGAACAAGUAUAUAGCAUUGAAAUGUUUCCAAAAUUUAAAAUGAUCAAUGGAACCGAUUAUAAGGAAUUUUAUAAAAAAAUGAAGCAAAGAAUUAGCUCUGCUUCCCAAGAUGUUCAGGGUUAUAGAUUCUUGACACCCCUUAAGCAAGAUUUACCAAAUGUUUUUGCAUUUAGAGAUAAAAUCAAUAAGGAAUGGAUUUUUCAGGGAACUAGUUAUUCUAUAUUAAAGACUUUUUUUCGCAGUAUAAAUGGUUCCCUAGGGAGCUACGAAAAUCCUAAAAAUAAUAAUACAAAUUUAUCAAAUAUCGUUAACAUGCAAGAGGUUUUGCAAUUGAUACGCCUUAAACGUAUUGAUCUCACAGCUCAUGCCUAUUCGCUAUUUCAGCCCGAUGAUAAUUUGGAUAAAAGUUAUCCUUUAAUGGUACUAAAGUGGUGUCUUAUGGUGCCAUUAAGUAAUAAGAUUUCAACUUUUUUCUAUACUCUGCAACCUUUCGAAGUGAAAGUAUGGUAUUUGAUUAUCAUAUCAUUAAUGGUUUUAUGUAUCAAGGAUUUCAUCUGUCAAAAGUUUAAGUGGAGAAGCACGUAUAAAACCUUUUGGCUCAAUAAUAUUUGUCAUAUGUUAAAUAUAUCUCCUGCCCGCUCAAUUGCCAUUAGCCACCUAUCGAGCUUUCUUUAUUAUGCCUCAAUAUUUUUCUUUGGAUUUUUUCUUUCUGCCUUUUACACCUCUUAUCUGGGCAGUUUCCUAACCGUGUCUCUGUUUCGUGCUCAAAUUAAUAAUAUAGACGAUUUAAUAGCCUCCAAUCUUUCCGUAAUGAUAAUUGAUUACGAACUAGAAUUCCUCAUUCUAGAAGGUUAUCACGGCUCUGUCGAAUUUAUGCAACUUUUAAUGCCCGUAAACUCCUCGACAUUUUACGAACAUCAAAUCUCUUUGAAUACUUCAUAUGCCUAUUUUAUUACCGACGAUAGGUGGCGCUUUUUAAAUGAAUGUCAGAAUCAUUUAAAACAAAAACCUUUCAAAUUUAGUGAGAUUUGUUUCGGUUCCUAUCAUUUGGCCUAUCCCAUGCAAACGGAUUCUCCUAUAUGA